This is a messenger RNA of Caenorhabditis angaria, 2041 nucleotides long. The record is from the annotation of a GenBank genome assembly. NCBI's taxonomy places the organism in Eukaryota, Metazoa, Nematoda, Chromadorea, Rhabditida, Rhabditidae.
AUGGCCUCUCCAGAAUUGGCCGAAAAAUUGGCUCGACGUCUAGAAUCCGAAGCGCAAACUUCUGAGCCCAAGAAGCCACCACCUCCAGCUCCAAUUUUGCCGCAAAAAGUUGUCGAGAAUCCAUAUGUGGCAAAAUCCGAGAAUUCGAUCGAUGAUUUGAUUUUUAAAGCGUUGGAGAGGAAGGAGGAGAAUAAUAAUAACAAUAAUUCACAGGUGAGGAAUUGGCUCAGGUGGUUAGGGGUUUGAUUGUGGGGUGAGAGGUCGGGGGAUCGAGCCCUGCUGCCUGCGAAAUUAUUUUUUUUUAGAUUUCACCAUUGGCACCAAUCACAAUCCCAUCAGAACCCCAACAAAUCGAUCCACGAUCUCCGCCACCAAAAAGAUCGAUCCUCGAAUUGUUGGAAAAAGAGAAACGUGAAUUGGAAGCCGUUCCGCAAGUCGCCGCACCGCGAACCAACGCCGCGCCGGUUGUAGUGAUUGCGAAAGCCGCGACGCAUGCGACACGCGACGCGUCGCCACGUCGACAACAAUUCGUGAGGGAAAAUGAGGAUGGAAAUGAGCUGGAGAAGCGGUUGGCUGCACAGCGCGCGAAAAAAUAUGCGGAAGAGUUGGAGGUGUUGGAAUCGAGAAAAUUGGAGCAGACUGAAGUUGGCGAGUUGGACAGAUUGAUGAAGUUACCGUAUAAGGUGAGAGCUUGGGAUUUUGGAGCAUUUUGAGCUCAAAUUUGCCUAGAGCGCGAAAUUUCAAGAUUUUUGAGUCCAAACAUGAAAUAAAUCGGAAAUUGUCAAGUUUGGAAUCAAAAAUCGCGAAAGUACAUGGAAAAAUUGGAUUCCAGGGGUUGAAAAACUUUUAAAAUCAAAUUUUUAAAGCAAAAAAACUGAAAUAUUUUGAAUUUUUGCAAUUUUUCAUGAAAUUUCAAGAUUUUUGAGUCCAAACAUGAAAAAAAUAUAAAAUUUUCAAGUUUGGACUCAAAAAUCGCCAAAUUUUGAGCCUAAAUGGGAUUAGGGGGCCUUAAAAUGAGUUAGGAAUCAAAAUUUGUAAAAUUUAAAGUGUGAAUAUGCCUGGAAAGCCCCUUUCGGUCCAAAAAGGCCUAAAACAGGCCUAUUAUUUUCCCGAAGAAACAAAAACAACAAUUAAUCUUCAGGUAACCCGAUACAUCUACUAUAGUCAUGAAUUUUUCAGGCGCCAAUUCAAGCUCCGCCCUCUAUUCCUGCAGCUCCAGAAGUACCCUCCGCUGAGCCUUUGGCUCGAAUUUCUGAAGAGGACACCUCAGAUUCCACGAGCCUUGUAAUUCACCCCGAAGAAACUCCCAGAAAAAUCGCGCGGAGCCCGGAAUCGCUUGACGAGGAAUCGAGACGACGCCGCGAAUCGGAAGAGACUCGCGACUUUGAGGAACUCGAAAAAUCGAUGGAACUCGAUGCUCCGAUUCCACCUGUGCCACCACCAACUUUCACAAUUCCACCACCACCUGAACAUCUGAUUCAGAUUCAAGAUCGAGAUGAGUUCUUCCCGCCUCCGCCAACUUGUAGCCCGCCUGCCAUUCCGGCCCCGAGUUCAAGCGGGCCGCCUUCUCCACGGCCUGCUUCUGGACCACCGCCACCACCAAAGCCCACAACACCGUUGGUGGCCCGAAAAACCGGGCCGAUUCCCACGCCGCAGUUGAUUCAGAUGAUACAGAAGGAGGAGGCCAGGUAGGUCAAAAUUUCCCAGAUGUUACUGUACCUGAAAAUCCACGUUUUUUGACACCAAACAAGCCUAGGAUUACUGUAGAUGUCAAAUUUUUGGGUUUUUGGUAGAUCAAAACUUCCCAGAGGUUACUGUACUUGAAAGUUCCCCAAAAUUUGAUCUAAAGCAGCUACCGUACCCUCGAUCUACAGUACAAUUUUCCAGACCAGAGCCCCCGAAAAAACCCGACCGUAACCCGGCAGCUCUCAGCCCACUUGGCCUACAAUGUGAUCCACUUUUAUCACUGGAAACUGCAACUACAGUACCCCCACCUACAGUACCCCCACCAAAAAAAUUGAAGAAAAUCCGGAAGAAUUGA